Sorex fumeus (smoky shrew) is the source of this 1105-nucleotide messenger RNA. RefSeq names its product trans-2,3-enoyl-CoA reductase (gene TECR). Lineage: Eukaryota; Metazoa; Chordata; Mammalia; Eulipotyphla; Soricidae. The transcript is spliced from 12 exons. Gene Ontology annotation, biological process: very long-chain fatty acid biosynthetic process. The record is from RefSeq and is a predicted model, not a curated record. The coding region runs from base 16 to 1050 and encodes 344 amino acids. Gene Ontology annotation, molecular function: oxidoreductase activity, acting on the CH-CH group of donors.
GGCAGAGCGGGCAGCAUGGACCUGAGCGUGGCGGCUUGGGACGCUGGCCCAGGCCCCCGCCUCAACAGCCUCCCCCGGCCCCGGCCCGCACCCCACAAGGGGGCCAAGAACCCUAAAAAGGCUGUUCUCUUCUUCGAGGUGGAGAUCCUGGACGCCAAGACGCGGGAGAAGCUGUGUUUCCUGGACAAGGUGGAGCCUCAUGCCACCAUCUCUGAAAUCAAGAAUCUUUUCACCAAGAGCCACCCGCAGUGGUAUCCGGCCCGCCAGUCCCUCCGCCUGGAGCCCAAGGGCAAGUCCCUGAAGGAUGAAGACGUCCUCCAGAAGCUGCCAGUGGGCACCACAGCCACGCUCUAUUUCCGGGACCUGGGCGCUCAGAUCAGCUGGGUGACAGUCUUCCUGACUGAGUACGCGGGGCCCCUUUUUAUCUACCUGCUCUUCUACUUCCGGGUGCCCUUCAUCUAUGGCCACAGAUACGACUUCACGUCCAGCCGGCACUCCGUGGUGCACCUUGCCUGCAUCUGCCAUUCCUUCCACUACGUGAAGCGCCUUUUGGAGACGCUCUUCGUGCACCGAUUCUCCCACGGCACCAUGCCGCUGCGCAACAUCUUCAAGAACUGCACGUACUACUGGGGCUUCGCCGCCUGGAUGGCCUAUUACAUCAACCACCCCCUCUACACGCCCCCCACCUACGGCGCCCAGCAGGUCAAAGUGGCACUGGCCAUCUUCGUGAUCUGCCAACUGGGCAACUUCUCCAUCCACAUGGCACUGCGUGACCUGCGGCCGGCAGGCUCCAAGGCCAGGAAGAUCCCCUACCCCACCAAGAACCCCUUCACGUGGCUCUUCCUGCUCGUGUCCUGUCCCAACUACACCUACGAGGUGGGGUCCUGGAUCGGCUUCGCCCUCAUGACCCAGUGUCUCCCAGUGGCGCUCUUCUCUCUGGUGGGCUUCACGCAGAUGACCAUCUGGGCCAAAGGCAAACACCGCAGCUACCUGAAGGAGUUCCGGGACUACCCGCCCCUGCGCAUGCCCAUAGUCCCCUUCCUACUCUGAGCCCCCCCCAACACACCUGGUACCCCUCCCCAAUAAAGCCCACCCUUAACCAGGA